UCGGAGCAGUUGAGUUGGCGUCUAGAGAACAUUUGGCUUAAACCCUUAACACCGGUGGACUGAAAGCAUUGUGUGUGUGUGUGUGAGAGUGGUUUUUGUUGUUAUUGUGGUCUGUGCAUUGUGUGUGCCUUAGUUUUUCUUUGUGCGUGUUAGCCGAAGUGAUAAAGGACCAAGUGUUUGAGGUUUCGAGAUCUUUCGGACGAGUUUCGGUGGAAAGCGAGCAGUAAAACAAAAAUCGUGGUGCGUAGUUGCGGGGACGUGUUUGGGAUUCAUAAUGAUGCCUCACUUCUCCCGUUCGGAUCUGCGCCAUUUGUGGCACGAUCUUGCCUGUGGCCAUCUCGGCGACAUCAGCUUCGUACUGGAUGACGGGUCACACCUGGGAAUGCACCAGUAUGUAAUGGCGAUCUUAACGCCGGAAAUGCUUUUGUUCAGCUAUGGUUUGGGCUCGAUCGUGUCCGGUGCGACAAUCAUUCGCCUGCGCUACGUACGGCGCGACAACUUUCUGAUGCUGCGUCGCCUCAUCUACUACGGCAGAUUGACCGUCGUAGGAUCGAGACUCUUUUCCCUGGUGGCUGACGGCAUGAUGCUGAAGGUGUUCAACCGGCGGAUGAUGGAACAGGCGCUCCGUGUUUUUCGCUCCUACUCUCAAUUCUUCGUGCUGUACAGAAACGUUCAGCACGAUCCGUUGGUGAUUGAAUACUCCAAUUUCAGGAACGUAGGCCCAGACAUCCGCAGCGAGCAGCUAGUGCCGGGAGGGGCGACCCAGGAAGCCGCUAGAAUGCGCGGUACUGUGCCGGACCAGGCAGUGGUUCCGGAUACGCUCGAGAUCGAGGCGGACCUCGACUCGGAGAUGGCGGAUUUCAGCAGCGUGACUGAUUCACCCCAGUACGAGGAUGAUAGUGCGAUGGAUACUGAUGCUACGUCUCCGGUUACUGAUGAUCCUGAUGGUUCGGACGAGGAAGCAUCCAGCUCGUCCUCCGGCGAGUAUCAUACAGCUCGCUCGUCACCGAUCGAGUUCGAGCACCAAAUGCAGCAGUACCUGGAGGAACUGAUCGAUCAAACCCCGUCCAACGAAAGCACAUCCAGUACGUCCAGCAGCGAGAACGUGAUUACGGCGAAGAUUAACGUCCGUGCCUUUCCGGAUGCCAAGAUUGACACUGACGAAUCGGACGACGAACAGUCGACGGAGGCCGAGUACCUAACCGAGGACAGUGACGAUCUGUGCGACACACCGCCCGGCGGUAAGAGGCUCAAGUUGAUGGACGAUCAUACCGAGCAUGUCGUACCGUUGGGGACCGCUGCAGCCAUCGGUGAAGCUGACCUGACACCUGACCCGAAACAAGAUUGCAAGGGACAGGACAACCUGGGCUAUCAAUCAUCCAACGCUGGUGGAAGCCAAAACCUCUACGAUCAAACCGACGGUUCAUCGUCUGCGGCACGUUCGCUUACUGAUAGGCUGGUGGAGGCGGUGCGUUCUCACAACCCGGGCGAUCAGGGCAACCCUGGCAAUAAUGGCAACGUGCAGGAACAGCAUGCGGCCCAAGACGUCAUGUACGCCAGGCGUAGCCUUCCGCUGCCCUUAAUACAGGAGCCGCUGCCGGACAUUGCCGAGGAACUGGAUUGGGAUGAAGAUUUGUAAGAACCGUACCCAGUGCUGCCACGAUCAGGACAACCACCUACGUACGGCUGUCCAUAUUGGUGUUGGGUCAAGCUGCUAGGGAAGCGAAACAAUGUUGCAGUGGAAGUUUGUUUCGCUUUCGGCCCACCACUCGGCCCUAGCACACGCAAAAAACUACACGAUUUCGGGCCUUUCCUGAGUUUUGCGACUUCGUGUGUCUAGUUUAACCUUAAGACGCUUACAAACCAUUGUGUAGCAGAAUAGUACUAUACCCCUUAAUCAACUACAGUGAUCGCUUGUGCCAAGGAAAUGAUAUAAGAGUACCCAGGGAGUGUACAUCAUGUAUUAUAACUCUUUCUUUAAAACAUUGAAAGCGGGUUUUUUUCUGCGGUGAGCGCUCUUUCAUACAAUGUCUAAAUUCUACAAUAGUGAUUCAAAAUUCAAAUUGCACAAUUUUCGGCGCCAACACGAUAGUAUUGGUCAGUUCAACCAUCGAACAAAGCAGUCCAUUGUAGAAAGUAAGCGUAUGUACUUAAAGGCGAAGAUACCCAGGUUAGUGUUGAACAGAGUAUAGCCGAUGCCCGAGACAACUCUUUUCCUUGAACAACAUUCAGCUGGGGCAACAGUGAUACGAGAAGCAUGUUUUAUUUUUCUCUCUAGAUGAUUAAAACUUAAAAUAUGCGUAUUUACCAAGAUAAUGAUACCGUGAAGUAUUAACGAAAAUCAGUUCCUUAACAUCAGAGAACAAUUGGCUUAAAGUUGAUUUUUUUUUCCUUCAUCUGAAUGAUGAAAUCGUUCAAAAUUCAAUAAUUAAUUUAAAUGAAUAUGUUCCUUUCGGCUUAAGAGAUUGAAAGCUUCUUCAUCUGCAUAUAGUUUUGAAUUGGAUAACAAAAAAUGAUUGCAACAUGGCAAACGAUUAAAAAGUUGUACAAGCAAACAUCACGCAGCAUUGAUUUCAUAAGCAUAAGAAUACAGUCUGAUACGUAACCGAGUAACCGUAGACGGAAAUCGUGUUUAAAACGAUUGAAACUUAACAAACGAACAUCAAGUUAAGAACUUUUUUAUGUAAACACAAACGAGUUACUAUUUGCAGCGUACGGUUUUGCUAGUGCAGACUUAAAUGCGUAGCGAGUGCUAUGCCAGUAUACACAACACACACACACAAACACACCAUGAAGUAACAAAUCGAUUAAAUGUUUUAUGAAGAUUGAAAAGGGCAUCAAUGGUCGACUAUAGUAAGUAGUGUAAAAGGUAGAUUUAUAAAAAUGGUUCCCCGACGUAAACAAAAAAACCUUUCCAAGCUCGUGAAACGUUUUCCAAGGAGGGAAAUGAAUGGGAAUGGUUUAGGAAACAUAUUUUUUGGCAAACAAAUUGAUUGGAAAUGGUCUUAUCUUUUGGUAAAACAAACUAAGGCAAAAUUAUUUCAACUACACCUAAAAAAACUCUCACCAGAAAACCACUGGAUAGUGAGAUGAUUCGGAAACAGAAUUAAUAGAACAAAAUUUGUCUAAUUUUUUUUCUGCAAAUUAUUGAAACUCUAAUCAAACGUUACCGUAAGGAAGAGCGAAUCGGAAAGUGGAACCGAUAGUUUGUAAGACGAAGCAAAAGCGAGCUGUGCAUUGAAUAUCAAAAUGUUCCCGAUGGUUAUAGCAUUAAGUCACUGAAGUGAUGUCAUGUCGCGGAAUCAAAUGUUGGUUAUUCGAUUUGGAAAAAUAUUUUUCCUGUUGGCAACUGUUCCUUAACAAGCUAAAUUGUUCAAAAAAUUAGUGUUCAAAAUUUUCAGUCAAACAAAAACCAGGGUUGUUGGGAACGUAAGAAAUUUGUUUCGGAAUUGUUAUCAGCUUAGGCAAGCGAAAUCGGACGAAACCAGUUUAAUUACACCUCAAAAUUAAACAUCCAUACAUGACAUCAACUUUUUA
Anopheles stephensi (Asian malaria mosquito) is the source of this 3537-nucleotide messenger RNA. RefSeq lists its product as uncharacterized. Lineage: Eukaryota; Metazoa; Arthropoda; Insecta; Diptera; Culicidae. The transcript is spliced from 2 exons. The record is from RefSeq and is a predicted model, not a curated record. The coding region runs from base 275 to 1639 and encodes 454 amino acids.